This is a messenger RNA of Ostreobium quekettii, 942 nucleotides long. The record is from the annotation of a GenBank genome assembly. NCBI's taxonomy places the organism in Eukaryota, Viridiplantae, Chlorophyta, Ulvophyceae, Bryopsidales, Ostreobiaceae.
AUGGAAGUGCCGAUUGGUGCUUUUGUCUAUGCCACCAGUACUGCUGAGAGCCCUGACAGAAAUCAGAUAUUGUGCUGCAGACUAAGAAACCUUACAGAGUGUGUUACUGUGGUUGUUGUGAAGAUUGGCCCCACUGGCCUUGUGGAGGUGUGUGCAUAUGACACACCAGACGGUGUGUAUGACUGCUGUUGGAGCGAGCUCAAUGACAGCAUCUUGAUCAGCGCAUGUGCUGAUGGAACAAUAAAGGUGUGGAACAUCAUUGCCCCCCCGCAAACAAACCCACUGAGGAGCUUCCAGGAGCAUGGGAAGGAGGUGUCAUCGGUGCAAUGGAAUGUCGACCGCCAAGAUGUGUUUCUCAGUGCUUCUUGGGAUGGCACCAUAAAGCUCUGGAACAUGGAAAGCCCGACUGCGCUGGCAACGUUUGCCCAGCAUUCAUAUGUUGUAUACAACGCCGUGUGGAAUCCUAGAUCAGGAAACGUGUUUGCAUCAGCAUCGGGCGACCGCACGGUGAGGGUAUGGGACAGCAGAGAGCCUGUCCCACGACUCACGAUAGAGGCCCAUGCAGGAGAGGUGCUGGCUGUGGAUUGGUGCAAAUACAAUGACUGUCUCCUGGCAACUGGCUCAGUUGACAAACUCAUACGAACGUGGGAUGUGAGGGCUCCACAGAGGCCCAUCACCGAGCUUAGGGGCCACAGGUACGCAGUCCGGCGUGUGUUGUUCUCGCCCCAUGCUGAGAACAUCCUGGCAUCAUGUGGGUACGACAUGACCGUGCGGCUGUGGGACGUCUCUGCCCCGGAAGAUGCCCUGGUGCGAGCAUGGGACCAUCACACAGAGUUCUCAGUCGGAGUAGACUUCUCGAACCACCAGAAGGGCUUGCUUGCGUCCACUGGAUGGGACGAGCUGCUGUUCGUGUGGAAUGAGGACCAGGACCCCAGGGCUUAG